CAGCACUCCCUGUUUGCUCCCACAAUGCACUGCGACCCUGUCAUGGUGUCUGUGGGCAAGGUUCGGUGAGGGGAGUUUGGGAUGUUGAGCGGGGUGGCGUUCCUCCGGGUGCUCGGCAACCUGAGCAGGCAGAGCUGCCGAACAGCAGGUGCAUUUCUAGCAAAUGACUCAUUUCAUAGGGUCAUCUGUUUACCAGGAAGUUACUAUGGAAGCAGCUCAGCUUUGGGAGAAAUCCUGGGUGUCGGGAAACCAGCAUCUGAGAAUCUCAUUGACCAGUAUCCUCCUGCUGUUUCCAUCAGUAAAGAUGAGCAGGGGAGCCUCCUCCAACAUCAGCCAGACCAGCCACCAAACCCUCAAGUGCUGAGAGUUGCAAUUAUCGGUGCUCCCAAUGCCGGUAAAUCCACUCUGUCAAAUCAGCUUCUACGUAGGAAGGUCUUUCCGGUUUCGAGCAAGGUCCACACGACACGGUGUCAAGCUCAGGGGGUUAUCACAGAGGGAGAGACCCAAAUAGUUCUUCUUGAUACUCCUGGGCUCAUUUCUCCCAUGAAAAUGAAAAGGCACAAUUUGGAGAAAUCACUGCUGGUUGAUCCCUGGCACUCAGUAAAAGCAGCAGACCUGGUGCUUGUUUUGGUUGAUGUGUCUGACCACUGGACUCGCAACAAGCUACAUACUGAAGUGCUGAGAUGUCUUACUCAAAAUCCCCAGAUUCCGGCAGUUCUCGCCCUGAAUAAGGUGGACCUGUUAAAGAGCAAAGGCCUUCUUCUGGAUUUGACAAUCAAGCUGACAGAAGGAAUAGUGAACAACAAGAAACUGAAGGUGAAGCCACGGUACAACUCGCUGCCACAGCCUGUUGGGAAAGAGAGAACUGGUGAAGCAGAUGGCAUGCCUGACAAACAGGCAAGAAAUCAGAGCAGCACUUUGGAUGUGUCCAAGGAAACACACAGCCCCCACUCUCAAGGAGAUGUACAUCGUUUGGAAAUAUCCAGUGACAGUGUUUCUGACAUUUCUCAGCCAGAGACUGCUCAGCAGCAGGCAUCUGCUCCUCCACACAGCACCUCUGAGAGCUGGAAGAACCGACAGGGCUGGCCUCACUUCAAGGAGGUGUUCAUGCUUUCUGCUGUCAAUGGCGAGGAAGUGGAUACUUUACGGCACUACCUUGUGUCAAAAGCCCAGCCAGGGCAGUGGGAUUACCACAGCGAAGUCGUCACUGAUCAGUCACCCCAGGAGAUCUGCUGUAACCUGAUACGGGAGCGGUUACUGGAGUAUCUGCCUCAGGAGGUGCCAUACAACAUCACACAGGACACUGAGCUGUGGGAAGAGGGACCAAGCGGGGAGCUCCGUAUUCUACAGAACCUCACUGUUGCCAGGAAGAAUCACGCGAAAUUAUUGAUUGGCCAGGGAGGUAAUCUGAUUGGUAAAAUUGCCCGAGAUGUGGGACAGGACCUGAUGAACGUCUUUCUCUGCGACGUGCAGUUGAGACUGCGUGUGAAAGUCAAGAAGUGAGCCUGCUGUUCACCCAAAUGGAUGAUUUGAGAGGCUGUUUUUCCUCACUUACCCCAUCCUUACCCCACUGAAUCAGCAGAUGCAACAUGCAACCUGUCUUGAAAGCCUCUAACUUGACCCAAACCUUUGGACUCCUGUGGAAAAGGCUUCACAGGAAAGCUCACUGAAGUUUUUUUUUUAAAAAGGUAGGAGUUUGCCAGGAAUGUGGACAAUAAUGUUUCCCAUGGUGGAGUUCAAUUUAAAUAAUCUCUCGUGUAAUCGUGUAAACAAGUGGGCUGUUGAUGAUGUUCAAUCAGAGGGAAGUUCUCUGACUUUUUACUAAUUCAAGUGAUGUGGACUUCAGAGAAUAAGAUUGUCUCUCUAGUUCCCCUUGCGAAGGUGGUAGUAAGCUGCCUUGAAUCGCUGCAGUCCUUGAGAUAUGGGUAUAAUCUGGAUAUUUGUUGUUUUAUCACCUUCAGCAUUGAGUUACACUUAAACACAGUGUUUUAUCAGUCUUCAGCUCUGGAGCACCAGUUAACAUGAUUCUGUAAUAGUCAUUACUGCUUGGGGUGUUAGAGUUUGGAGUUUGAAUCUGGUGCCAUCUGUAAGGAGUUUGUGCAUUCUCCCCAUGACAGUGUGGGUUUCCCCCCAUAUUCCGAAGACAUACCAGUGAGUAGGUUAAUUGGUCAUUGUACAUUGUCCUGUGAUUUGGCUAGUGUUAAAUUGUUGGGUUUCUGGGUGGCGCACCUCGCUGUGCUAGAAGGGCACGUUCCACGUUGUAUCUCUAAAUAAAAAUAUAAAAAUUUUACAGGAAAGAUCAGUGUUUACAGUCCAUUGUACACCUAUUAAAUCUCUCACUGCAGCACUCCAGGGUUAAAGUCAACCACAUCAGGGUGUGAUUAUGGCCAUUUAGGGCCCAGACACAAGGCCAACAAUGUUACUUUGUAAAGAUCUUUAUUAGUUUAGAUGAGUUUCUACAAUUAAUUACAGCUUCACAGACCCUUCAGUUAACACACCACCAUGUUUCCACAUAUUUAAACUAAAUUCAAAUCCUCGUGGGAUUUGAACUCUGUACUUAAGUGACAUAACUAUGACACAGACAUACCCGAAAAACUAGUGACUGCGCUUAUGUCUAACAAAGCUAAUCAGUUAUUAGUGAGGCCCGACAUUGCAAUCUUCAAACUUCUUACAGUGGUAAAGUGUCAAGCUUUGUGAGUGGGUCUGCCCUUCAGAGUGUUCUGGCUGUGAACAGCACAUUUAAUGGAGUUGCAGGAAAUAAUGGUUCUUUCCUGGGACAUACAUUCUCUGAGUCAUUAGGAUGUUUGUAUUGUUUGUGAAACAUCAGAAAGUAAUUAAAGAGAAAGUUCAGUAAUUCCCUGUU
Messenger RNA from Hypanus sabinus (Atlantic stingray), 2863 nucleotides. RefSeq names its product Era-like 12S mitochondrial rRNA chaperone 1 (gene eral1). Gene Ontology annotation, biological process: ribosomal small subunit assembly. The transcript is spliced from 11 exons. NCBI's taxonomy places the organism in Eukaryota, Metazoa, Chordata, Chondrichthyes, Myliobatiformes, Dasyatidae. Bases 82 to 1503 code for a protein of 473 amino acids. The record is from RefSeq and is a predicted model, not a curated record. Gene Ontology annotation, cellular component: mitochondrial matrix. Gene Ontology annotation, molecular function: ribosomal small subunit binding; rRNA binding; GTP binding.